AGGUGGGGAUAUAUGACAAGGAGGUGAAAAUAUCAACACUCUUUUUAAAAUUCAUGCAACUAUCUACUAAAGUUUUCCCAAAAUAUAAAAUGAAUUUUUGAACUAUUUCAAUUCUUGUAUAUAAAAUUAUGGAUCUUGUUCAUAUCUUUUUUUUUUUUUCCUUUUUUGAGGAUAAUAUAUGCUUAUUUACUUUCAAUGGAUGCAAAAGUGUGCAGAGACUAAAACAACAUUGGUCGUAUAGAUAAGUUCAGAAAAAGUGACAAAAUUAUGUAUACAUUAUCUCCAAGAUCCUAAAACAAAACUACACAGGUUCGUGCGGUUCCAUUCAGGAAGAGACACGCAAAUUGCAACCCCAACAUGUCGACACCUUCGAUCAAAGAAAAAAAAAAUAAAAAGCCAAAACAAAAAACCCUGUCGACACCUGGGAGGCAUCAGCAUGACACGUGUCCAAUUAUCUAGUCUGAACACGUUCUGAACUUGCCACCUUGUGUUACACCUGUCCUCCUACUCUUGCACACCCUCCUCUGCCUUCUCUUUCUUCUUCUUAAAACCACAACCCCCCCAACCCUAACCUCUCUCACAUUCCAAUACACUUCUUGUACAAAUCACAUACUGCAGUUUUCGAGAAACACUUGGCAUAUUUGAAUCUCUUCAGACUUUGUUCAUGGCUUCAAAGCAACCUUUCAAAGUGCUAUUUGUUCUUGGGGUGGUGGCGGUGAUGCUUGCCACCAUUUGCAGAGGCUCUGGUGUGGACCAUACGUCUUCCAGUGAUGAGGGGUUUAAGGUGAAAACAAGGCAACCGCAGGACGAGGCCGCAGAGAAGGAAAGAGAGGGCAGAGAAAGCUCAGACUCAGAGUCAUGGGCAGAGUGGGCCAAGGAGAAAAUCUCUGGAGGACUUGGAUUGAAGCAGGAUGAUGAUGACGAAAAUAAUAAGAAAGCUUCUGAUGCUGCUUAUGACACUGCCAAGAACACCAAGGACAAGGUUCAAGACACUGCUUCUGGAACUGGUCAAUACACCACAGAGAAGGCCAAAGACAUUAAAGAUACAGCAGCUGAGAAGGCUAGAGAAGUGAAAGAAGCAGCAGCAGAGAAGGCUUUUGAGGUUGAGAAAGCAGCGAAGGAGAAGGCGUAUGAAGCCACAAAAGCAGUAAAGGACAAGGCCUCUGAAGCCACAAAUGCAGCAAAGGAGAAGGCUUAUGAGGCUACAAAGGCAGCGGAAGAUGAGACAUACGAGACCAAGAAUGCGGCUGAGGAAACAGCCAGCAAGGCUGCAGAGAAGGCCAAUGAGGCAAAGCAAAAGGUAGGGCAAACAGCAGAGGAGAUUAAGAACAAGGCUUAUGAGAAGGCAGAGGAGACCAAGGAGGCAAAAGAAAAGGCAAAGCAAAAAGCAGAGGAAGUGAACAAGGAGGCCUAUGAGGAGGCAGAGGAGACCAAAGAAGCAAAGCCAAAAACAGAGGAGGUGAAGAACAAGGCAGCUCACAAAGCGAAGGAGGGUUAUGAGGCAGCCAAGAAGAAAGCAGAAGAGACUGUGAAGUCUACCAAGGACACUGUGGCAUCUAAUUUCGAAGCUGCCAAGCAGACGUCACAGAAGAUUAAAGAGAAUGUGGCUGGUCAAGGCCGUGAUGAGGAGCUCUGAGCUGCUCUGCCUGUAGUUUUCUAUCCACACUUGAUGACCAUUUCUUCUUAUAUAGUUUUGUUUUGAUCAAGUCUCUGAUCUUACAAGUUGGGUUUUGUUGUGUAGAGAUGUAGUUUUGUAUUUUAUGUAUGUUUGAUUUUGUUGUAAUGUACUUCUUUCAAUCUCUGCUUGAAAUAUAAUUUGGAGCCAGCUUUGUAUUUCGAACUUGAGCAAUAAUAUGAAAAUUUUCGUCUCCACAAUUGUUUUGGGGCCGAGACCCUAUU
Messenger RNA from Prunus persica (peach), 1899 nucleotides. RefSeq names its product late embryogenesis abundant protein D-29. The record is from RefSeq and is a predicted model, not a curated record. NCBI's taxonomy places the organism in Eukaryota, Viridiplantae, Streptophyta, Magnoliopsida, Rosales, Rosaceae. The transcript has 2 exons. Bases 665 to 1636 code for a protein of 323 amino acids.